Molecule: messenger RNA, 1012 nt
Organism: Rosa chinensis
Lineage: Eukaryota; Viridiplantae; Streptophyta; Magnoliopsida; Rosales; Rosaceae
Product: phospholipase A2-alpha
Exons: 4
Coding region: 237-704 (155 amino acids)
Biological process (GO): phospholipid metabolic process; arachidonate secretion; lipid catabolic process
Molecular function (GO): A2-type glycerophospholipase activity; calcium ion binding
Source: RefSeq, a predicted model, not a curated record
GAAACAACACUACAACAAAUUCAUAUCACGAGCCGUUACAAGACAAAACGCCAACCUCUCUUUUUCUCCUGUUCCUCACCCAAAAUCUCUCAGUCUCACUCUUCUUUCUUCUUCCCAGCUAGCGCCGUAGCCUAUAGCUUAUGCUCCUUCUACACCUCUCACUUUCUCUGCUACUUUUUCUAUAAAAAUCAGAGCCCUUUCUUUCUCUUCUUACAAUUUGCUUUUUUGAUCCAACCAUGGUUGAUUUUCUUAAGCAGUCACGGAAGUUUGUAAUCCUAAUUGUCCUCUAUUUUAACUCCAUUCCUCAUGUUCAUCCCCUUAACAUUGGUGUUCAAGACACAGAUACUUCCAUCGUUCUGAGUAAAGAUUGCAGUAGAAAGUGCGAGUCUGAGUUCUGUACAGUGCCUCCAUUGCUAAGAUAUGGAAAGUAUUGUGGGCUUUUGUAUAGUGGAUGCCCUGGGGAGAAACCCUGUGAUGGUCUAGAUUCUUGUUGUAUGCAGCAUGAUGCCUGUGUACAAUCUAAGAACAAUGACUAUCUGAGCUCAGAGUGCAGCCAAAAUUUCCUAAAAUGCAUGUCACAAUUCAAAAACGCAAAAGGACGGACCUUCAAAGGGAGCAAAUGCAAAGUUGAGGAUGUUGUGGAAGUUAUCACAAUUGUGAUGGAGGCUGCAUUAUUUGCUGGAAGAUAUCUCCACAAACCUUGACAAUAGAGCCACCCUUUCUACUUGUUUCUCAACAUUUAAUUUUUCUUUUUAAAUUAAUUUUCUUCUUUUUUGCAUAGUUAGAAAGAACUUCAGAUCAGCAACAAAUCAGAAAAGGAAAAGGCUUGAAAGAAAAGCAUCAAUUUCAAUGAAAAUUUUCAUCGGAGAAAUGCCACAAACUUAACCCUGAAGGACACCAGCUUGCAAUAAAUCAAGUCCCAAUAUUGUAUCUCAUAAGCAGUAAUAAAUCAAGCCCCAUAUCUAUUAUCUACACCACUUUGUGUAAAUAUGAGAUCACCUGUUCAUCCUCA